UUUUAUUUAUAAUAAUUAUUUAAGUCAGCUAAAUUAAAUUUUUGUUGUUUUAUUUUAUUUUAUAUUUGUUAUUGUAUUCUGAUACUACCCUUGCUAUAUAUCUCAGUUGAUCUAAACAGAACUGGGUUCAAUCAAAAGAAGUACUAUAAGAAAUUAAAAAUAAUGACUAACAGAGGAUUCCAAUUUGCAAUUGAUAGAGGUGGUACAUUUACUGAUGUAUUUGCAAUUUGUCCUAAUGGCAAAGUGAGGGUUAUGAAACUACUGUCUGUAGAUCCCCAAAAUUACGAUGAUGCACCACGAGAAGCUAUAAGGAGGAUAUUGCAAGAGGAAACGGGAAAUGCCCUAGACAAAGAUGGUAAAGUGAAUGCCACAUUAAUUGAAUCAAUAAGAAUGGGUACAACAGUGGCUACAAAUGCCCUGUUAGAGAGGAAAGGAGCAAAGAUGGCACUUGUUAUCAAUAAAGGUUUUAAAGAUUUGCUACUUAUUGGAAAUCAGGCUCGUCCAAAUAUAUUUCAAUUAAAUAUAAAACGACCCGAAGUUCUUUAUAAAGAAGUAGUAGAAGUUGAUUGUCGUGUUAUACCAUCGUUAGAAGAGCGCUGUCAAAUUGACAGAUCCAAACAAAACUGGAAAGAAGUACACGGUGCCACAGGUCAAAAGAUGCUGGUCAUAAAAGAUAUAGACGAGGAAGCGGUAAAGAAAGAUCUAGCCGCCUUAAGAGAGAAAGGGAUAGAUAGUAUUGCGGUUGUUCUUGCUCAUAGCUAUAACUAUCGGGACCAUGAAGUGAGAAUUGGCAAGAUUGCAAGCAAUUUAGGUUUCUCUCAGAUAUCUCUAUCUCACUCUGUGACGUCCAUGGUGCGUCUAGUGCCUCGGGGAUACACGGCCAGUGCUGACGCAUAUCUGACUCCUCAUAUAAGAGAAUACCUGAGAGGUUUCUCUGAAGGAUUCACAGAUAAUUUAAAAAAUUCAAAUGUCUUAUUCAUGCAGUCUGAUGGCGGAUUGACUCCUAUGAAUUUAUUUAACGGCUCUCGUGCAAUAUUAUCAGGCCCUGCCGGUGGAGUAGUUGGUUAUGCUUUGACUUCAUACCAGAGAGAUACAAAUCUACCUGUCAUUGGUUUCGAUAUGGGCGGGACGUCUACGGACGUAUCUCGUUACGCGGGUACGUUGGAACAUGUACACGAAGCAACCACGGCCGGUGUGACCAUACAGGCGCCGCAGUUAGAUAUAAACACAGUGGCUGCAGGUGGUGGAUCAAUGCUGUUCUUUAGGUCGGGGUUAUUCGCAGCGGGUCCGGAGUCUGCGGGUGCGCAUCCCGGACCGGCUUGUUAUCGCAAGAAUGGACCGCUCACAGUCACGGAUGCCAAUCUAUUACUUGGCCGUCUUCUGCCAGAGUAUUUUCCCAAGAUCUUUGGAACCAAUGAAGACGAGUCGUUGGAUAAAGAGGCCACGACGAAAGCUUUUACGAACAUGACGCAUGACAUCAAUAACUUCUUAAGACAAGAUGGCGGCAAAGAGAUGAAUAUGGAGGAGGUGGCAAUGGGCUUUCUGAAUGUGGCUAACGAGGCCAUGUGUAGACCAAUUAGAGCGCUAACAACCGCUCGUGGUUAUGAUGCGCGUUCGCACGCUCUGUCCUGUUUCGGAGGCGCUGGAGGUCAGCACGCAUGCGCUGUCGCCAAACAACUCGGCAUUACUACUGUGCUUGUCCAUAAAUACGCAGGUAUCCUAUCAGCGUACGGCAUGGCUUUAGCCGACGUGGUACAAGAAGCGCAGAACCCGUGUGCCCUGGUGUACGCUCCUAAUAAUUUCGCCGAGUUGGAUAGACAGCUCGAAGUGUUAGCUGGUGUCUGUAAGAGCAAGUUAAAGGAACAGGGUUUCAAGGACUCCCAAAUAGUAUUGGAGCCCUACUUGCAUCUCCGGUACUCUGGUACAGACUGUGCUUUAAUGGUAUCCCCCAGCACCGGGGACUCCCCGCAUACAACUAGACAUGGGGACUUCUAUACUUCGUUUAUAAACAGGUACAAGAAAGAAUUUGGCUUCACUCUAUCAGAGCGGGAUGUUUUGGUGGAUGAUGUAAGAGUCCGUGGGAUCGGUAGGAGUCAAGUUUUAGAAGAGAACGCGCCACCUAGCGGAAAAGGGGCACCACCGGUUGAGAAGUCUGUGAAAGUUUACUUCGAAGGCGGCUAUCAAGAGACUUCUGUGUAUUUGUUGGAGAAGCUACAGCCGGGCCAGGAAGUCCUAGGUCCCGCGAUCAUUAUGGACAGUCUGUCUACUAUAUUAGUCGAGCCCGACUGCCGAGCCAUUAUAACGAAAUACGGGGACAUCCGUAUAACGAUCGGGGAGGGCAAACGCAAGGUGGUGUCCAGGGACUGCGACUCGGUCCAAUUGAGUAUAUUCUCACAUAGAUUCAUGUCCAUCGCUGAACAAAUGGGGAGGGUGUUACAAAGGACCUCAAUAUCGGUUAAUAUAAAGGAGCGUUUAGAUUUCUCCUGUGCUUUGUUCGGCCCCGACGGAGGCCUUGUGUCGAACGCGCCACAUAUUCCCGUCCAUUUGGGAGCCAUGCAGGAAACUGUACAAUACCAGAUGAAAGUCCGCGGUGACUCAAUGAAGCCUGGCGACGUGUUUCUCGCGAAUCACCCGAAGGCUGGGGGUUCACAUCUCCCAGACUUGACUGUUAUAACGCCUGUUUUCCACAAUUCGAAAAGACCGAUAUUCUUCGUGGCUUCCCGUGGCCAUCACGCAGAUAUAGGGGGUUUGACUCCCGGUUCAAUGCCUCCCCACUCCACCAGUCUCGCUCACGAGGGAGCAGCUUUCAAGUCCAUGUUAUUGGUCGACGGAGGGAAAUUUAAUGAAGAAGAGUUGGUCAGAGAGCUGAUGAAACCUGGGGAAGUACCAGGUUGUUCGGGUUCGAGGAACCUAACUGAUAAUUUAUCUGAUUUAAAGGCGCAGGUUGCUGCCAAUCAGAGGGGUAUACAAUUAGUCGGUGAGCUUAUAGACGAAUACACUCUUCCUGUGGUUCAGGCGUACAUGGCGCACAUACAGAAGAACGCUGAACUGGCAGUUAGGGAUAUGCUUAAGGAAAUUGCUAGAAAAUCUCUAAAAAACACGGGAACAAAAAUAUUGAAGGCCACCGAACACAUGGAUAAUGGCAGUCCGAUAGUACUCACGGUCACCCUUGAUGAAGAAGAGGGUUCAGCUAUUUGUGAUUUUACCGGAACUGGUAUAGAGGUUUGGGGUAACCUCAAUGCCCCUAGAGCAAUAACUCUGUCUGCUAUCAUCUACUGCUUGAGGUGUAUGGUGGGACAUGAUGUACCUCUUAAUCAGGGUUGUCUGAAUCCUGUGAAAGUGAUAAUUCCGGCAAACUCAAUUCUCGACCCUUCGGAGGAAGCGGCUGUCGUGGGCGGAAACGUGCUGACGUCGCAACGGGUCGUCGAUGUUGUGUUGAAGGCUUUUCAGGUGUGUGCCGCAUCUCAAGGCUGUAUGAACAAUUUAACAAUAGGGGAGAGUGAUUGGGGCUAUUACGAAACAGUGGCGGGGGGAAGUGGGGCGGGUCCGUCCUGGCACGGGACGGGUGGUGUACAUACACACAUGACGAACACUCGGAUCACGGACGUGGAAAUUGUGGAGACGAGAUAUCCCAUCCUGGUCACGGCGUUCUCCUUGAGACCCAAUUCUGGGGGUUUAGGUGUGUUCUGUGGAGGCGAUGGGGUGGUUAGAGAGCUGGUGUUUAGAAGGACUGUACAACUCUCAGCUCUUACCGAGAGAAGAGUUUUUCAACCAUACGGGAUUAAUGGUGGUUCAUCUGGAGCCGUGGGUCUGAACCUACUGCAGAGAGCUGGCGGAAGACUCAUUAACCUCGGAGGAAAGGCGUCCAUAGAGGCUUAUCCUGGGGAUAAAUACAUCAUGCACUCUCCCGGUGGAGGUGGAUUCGGAAAUGGCCUCAAACGGACAAACGAAGAAACUGUCCAGUCCCAACAAAUGUUCCAGGAAAGAGGAAGCGUGUUCGAAUACCGGAAUGCGCAGGAGUCUACGUAGUGAGAACUAAUAAAUAACAAAUUCUCGUUAAAAGAGAUGCCUUUGCACAAAAAUACCUAACAUAUACUAACUAUAUACUUUGUAUUGAACAUAUACAACGACCUCAGCCACUGGGGUCUUCGGGUCAGCUCUUUUGAUUUGGAGCUUCACAACUUCAUAAGGAGUAGAUCUUAUAACUAUUCAAAAUAGUAAAAUAUCACUUGUCUCGUGAACAAAGUCGUAAAAUCCUUUUUUUCUCGGAAAAAAUAAAAUAUUCCUAUUAUUACUAAGUACACGAUAUAUACAAAAAUAUAUUAAAUGAAAGCCAUCUUACUUUAUUUAAACGUUAUUGUUAUGUAAUAAAAAUUACUAAAUUUACAAUACAGUAAUUUACCUAAUUAGACUGGAGAGCUUAUUACGAAUGUUUCACUGUUUAAACAUAAUUACUGAUGAUACAGUAACCGCAUUACGACGGUAAUUUUGGCGAAUGUCUAGAUCGUAAUAAUUUAUUACCACUCGAUUUGCUGAAAUAUUAUGAUCGCAUUGUCUUUAUGAGUAUUUGGUAGAAUUACAAUCUAAAGUAAAACCAUCUUUUUGGUUGUUGCUAUCUAUUUCAGUUAAGGUAAGUAGUAAGUAUAACUAACAUAGUACAAAAUAAUUUCCGUUAAAUAAAUAAAUCCUCCUGUUUUGAUUAUAGUUCUGAAAAACGUUACAGUUAUAGAACAUUCGUUAAAACAGUCGUUAAAGUGAUUAUUGUCCCCCGGGACAAGCGAUAUGUAUUUUAGCCAAAUUGAAUUCUGUCAUUUUGGCAAAGUUAUAUAGUUUUAAGUACAUAAAUGUCUACAUAAUUAUCUUUUUAAUCAGUUGAAAUGUGCCGAUCAUUCCAAUAAUGUUGAAAUUGACAUCAACACGAUUCUCUAGCAUUUCAUACAAAGUUACAUUUUUUUCUGAUUUUAAUUACCAAGUGUGUUAGUUUCAUUAGAAAAUAUUCAAAGUUCCUUAAGCUCUAUAUUAACCACUCGCGUACAACAAUACAAUAUUAGCGAAAUAAUCAAAUGUUAAUUGCUAUUAACGAAUGAAUGCAAAGUAGAAGUUGAAGAGAGUGCCUGCGUCUGGAUAUACUCUCGGGGCGUAACUCUGACGAUUUAGUAAAUAACCACGCUUAUUAAACAAAGGAAGGCUGUGUGAGCAAAAUGUACAGCCUGGGCUCGUACAUAUAUGCAUUUUAUUGUGUCUUAACAUUAAUGGGCUGGUUAUAGCGUAUAAAAUGGUUUUGCUAGGCAUAGCUAUCGUAAAAUAGAGAUUACGUACAGGAAAGAAACAUUUGCAUUUUCUAAUAGGAAUAAAGCUUACCAGUUAUUUCAAAGUAAAAAAAAGUCUUGCUAAGUUGAAAGAGCGUGAUAAAGACAAUACAUAAUAAGCACAAUUUUAUAUAUUCUAUAGGUUUAGAUAUUGAGCAGUCAAUCUAGCACACGAUGUUACCAAACGUACAAUAUAAUUGUUGGUUUUGUUUUGAGAAAUAGCCAAAGUUUUAAUGUGAAUUGUUAUUUGAUUAUUAAAGUUCUAUUCGAUUU
This is a messenger RNA of Pieris brassicae (large cabbage white), 5582 nucleotides long. Its product is annotated as 5-oxoprolinase. The transcript is spliced from 29 exons. The record is from RefSeq and is a predicted model, not a curated record. Gene Ontology annotation, biological process: glutathione metabolic process. Bases 163 to 4029 code for a protein of 1288 amino acids. Lineage: Eukaryota; Metazoa; Arthropoda; Insecta; Lepidoptera; Pieridae. Gene Ontology annotation, molecular function: 5-oxoprolinase (ATP-hydrolyzing) activity. Gene Ontology annotation, cellular component: cytosol.